AUACACUUCGGGUUUGUAGUUCUAAUCACGUCUUUCACGAACUAAAGCAGCCAGAAGUCUGCCACGUGUUUUGUUACUGAUGUCGAAGCGUCGGAAGCUCUGCGAGCGCUCGCCGGUCGAUGCCUGAUUUGUAAUCCGAGCGCGGAAGAGCCAGGAUGCAUCGCCUGGUGACCUCGGCGGCGGCCGGGCUGCGAGCCCUGACGGCGCCCCCGUCUGCGUCCGGACGCCGAGCGACAAAGUCGUCGUCGGCGAAAACGUUUGUGAACGGCGCCAAAGGCAACUACGUGGAGGAGAUGUACCUGGCGUGGCUGCGGGAGCCCACCAGCGUACACAAGUCGUGGGAUGUCGUUUUCCGUAGCGCUCACGCCACGCAGCGAAGCCCGGCGUCUCUCCGGGGGACGCUUGCGCAGAGCGCGGCGCCCGACGUGGAGAAGCUGCUGGGAGAUCAUCUGGCCGUCCACACACUCAUACGCAACUACCAGGUGCGAGGGCAUCACAUCGCCAAGUUGGACCCUCUGGAAAUCAGCUGCGUGGACCUGGACGACGCCCCGUGUAGCAUCGGCUCCCACAAAGUUGGUUCUUACGGUCUGGAUCAUUCCGACUUAGACAAGAUGUUCCGCCUUCCCAAAACCACUUUCAUCGGCGGAAACCAGGACGCUUUGACGCUCAGGGAGAUCAUUCGCCGCCUUGAGGAGGCGUACUGCCAGCACAUCGGCGUGGAGUUCAUGUUCAUUAACGAUGCGCAGCAGUGCCAGUGGAUCCGACAGAAGUUCGAGAGCCCGGGAAUCCUGCAGUUUAGCGCCGAGGAAAAGCGGAUCGUGCUGGCCAGGAUGAUCCAAUCCACCAGGUUUGAAGACUUCCUCCAGAGGAAGUGGUCGUCGGAGAAACGUUUCGGCUUGGAAGGAUGCGAGUCGCUCAUCCCGGCCCUCAAGACCAUCAUUGACAAGUCGAGCGCGAGUGGCGUGGAGAGCGUUGUCAUGGGAAUGCCGCACAGAGGGAGGCUCAACGUUCUUGCCAACGUCAUCCGCAAGGAACUGGAACAGAUCUUCUGCCAGUUUGAUCCCAAACUGGAGUCAGCGGAUGAGGGUUCUGGUGACGUCAAGUACCACCUGGGAAUGUUCCACAAGAGGAAAAACCGAAUCAGUGACAAGUCGGUCACAUUGUCGCUGGUGGCCAACCCGUCCCACUUGGAGGCGGUGGACCCAGUCGUCCAGGGUAAGACCAAAGCCGAGCAGUUCUACAGCGGAGACACGGAGGGCAAAAAGGUGAUGUCCAUCCUUAUUCAUGGCGACGCUGCGUUCGCGGGUCAGGGGAUCGUAUACGAGACGUUCCACCUGUCGGACCUGCCGUCGUACACCACGCACGGCACCGUGCACGUGGUGGUCAACAACCAGAUCGGCUUCACCACAGAUCCCAGGAUGGCUCGCUCGUCUGCGUAUCCCACGGACGUCGCUCGGGUGGUCAACGCGCCCAUCUUCCACGUCAACGCCGACGACCCCGAGGCCGUCACGUACGUGUGCAAAGCGGCGGCCGAAUGGAGGAGCACUUUCCACAAAGAUGUGGUCGUGGACCUGGUGUGCUACAGGCGCAACGGCCACAACGAGAUGGACGAGCCCAUGUUCACGCAGCCGCUGAUGUACAAGAAGAUCAAGAGGCAGCAGAGUGUCCUGCGCAAGUUUGCGCAGAAGCUCAUCGGCGAGGGAGUGGUCACCGAGCAGGAGUACGAGGAGGAAGUGGCCAAGUACGACAACAUGUGCGAGAAAGCUUACGCUCGCUCCAAAGAUGAGAAGAUCCUGCACAUCAAACACUGGCUGGACUCGCCCUGGCCUGAUUUCUUCACUGCCGACGGGCGUCCCAAAACUACGAGCUGUCGGUCCACCGGCCUCAGCGAGGACGAACUCGGCCAUAUUGGAAAGGUGGCCGCCUCCGUCCCCGUGGAAGACUUCACCAUCCACUCAGCCUCUCGUGUUUCAGGUCUGAGUCGCAUCCUAAAGGUCCGAGCAGACAUGGUGAAGCAGCGUGUGUGCGACUGGUCGCUGGGCGAGUACAUGGCCUUGGGCUCUCUGCUCAAACAAGGCGUCCACGUUCGUCUCAGUGGUCAGGAUGUGGAGAGGGGAACCUUCAGCCAUCGACAUCACGUCCUUCACGACCAAAACGUGGACAAGAAGAUUUGCAUCCCCAUGAACCACAUCUCGAGAGACCAAGCCACAUACACCGUCUGCAACAGCUCGCUGUCGGAAUACGGAGUCCUGGGUUUCGAAUUAGGCUUUGCCAUGGCCAGCCCCAACGCGCUGGUUCUGUGGGAGGCCCAGUUCGGAGACUUCCACAACACGGCUCAGUGCGUCAUCGACCAGUUCAUCAGCUCAGGUCAGGCCAAGUGGGUCAGACAGAACGGCAUCGUGCUGCUGCUCCCCCACGGCAUGGAGGGAAUGGGUCCCGAGCACUCGUCGGCCCGCCCUGAAAGAUUUCUCCAGAUGUGCAACGACGACCCAGAUGUGAUUCCGAAGCAGCACGACGACUUUGCCGUUCGGCAGCUGUACGACUGCAACUGGGCGGUAGUCAACUGCUCCACUCCCGCCAACUAUUUCCAUGUUCUCCGCCGACAAAUGCUGCUGCCCUUCAGGAAGCCGCUGAUCGUGUUCACUCCCAAGUCGCUGCUGCGCCACCCGGAGGCUCGGUCCAGUUUUGACCUCAUGCUGCCAGGAACGCACUUCAGCCGUGUGAUCCCGGACGAGGGUCCGGCAUCCGCACAGCCCGCCGUUGUGAAGCGAGUCGUGUUCUGCACUGGAAAGAUUUACUACGACUUGCGCCGUGAGCGGAAGAAGCGAGACCUGGACGCCGCGGUGGCGCUGGUCCGCGUGGAGCAGCUGUCGCCGUUCCCGUCUGACCUGGCGCGGACCGAGAUUGAACGCUACGCCCAGGCGGACGUGGUCUGGUGUCAGGAAGAGCACAAGAAUCAAGGGUACUACGACUACAUCAAGCCCCGCCUCCAGACCACCGUUGGCCAUGCACGGCCUGUUUGGUACGCCGGCCGCGAUCCCGCAGCCGCCCCGGCGACGGGAAACAAACAAACUCACCUGAUGGAGCUGCAGCGCCUCCUCAACACCACCUUUGACCUCAACGCCUUCCCAGGAAACCACCGCUGACCUCCUCCGAGGACUUUGAAGCACUCACGCGGUCCUUCGUCGCGGCCUCGUAUCGCCGCUGGAAGCGCACAAAUGUGUUAAACGCAAACGUGUUCAUGUACACGAUCGCACACUCGAGACCUCGUGAGAACAUUUGAAGGAGAUUUGAUUUGAAUGUAAAAUGUAAAAUGGUAUUUUAUGGUAUUUUUAAGUGAUUUAUUUUUCUCCAACCUAAAUACGGUGUGCAAUUUUACCUUAUGACCAAAAAAUUAUCAGUAUGUAGCAGUAUAAGAAAUGCAGUGAACGCCCAUUGAUACGUUCCAGACGCACACUCGUAAUACGUGAAAAUCAGAGACCGUAUCAAAAUAUUCGUUGAUAUAGUAAGGGACAUUUCUCAGGGAUUUUAUGCUUAUUUUAACCUUUGAUGAUGUGAAUAAUUAAGCAACAUGUCACAUAUUACCUCGCGGGACGGACAUUUUGUCAUACGAUAGCAAACACAAAAUGUUUUGACUUUUGAUGUGAAGACAACAGAAUGUCAACUAUUUAUUUUUCAUCUUUUACUCUUGACACCACCAAUUAAAGUGAAUUGUUCUUGAUAAA
Messenger RNA from Phycodurus eques (leafy seadragon), 3725 nucleotides. It is a transcript of the gene ogdhb, whose product is annotated as oxoglutarate dehydrogenase b. The record is from RefSeq and is a predicted model, not a curated record. NCBI's taxonomy places the organism in Eukaryota, Metazoa, Chordata, Actinopteri, Syngnathiformes, Syngnathidae. Gene Ontology annotation, molecular function: oxoglutarate dehydrogenase (succinyl-transferring) activity; thiamine pyrophosphate binding. The transcript is spliced from 24 exons. The coding region runs from base 156 to 3146 and encodes 996 amino acids. Gene Ontology annotation, cellular component: mitochondrion; oxoglutarate dehydrogenase complex. Gene Ontology annotation, biological process: tricarboxylic acid cycle.